This is a messenger RNA of Brassica rapa (field mustard), 2241 nucleotides long. Its product is annotated as 3-hexulose-6-phosphate isomerase-like. Gene Ontology annotation, molecular function: isomerase activity; carbohydrate derivative binding. The record is from RefSeq and is a predicted model, not a curated record. Lineage: Eukaryota; Viridiplantae; Streptophyta; Magnoliopsida; Brassicales; Brassicaceae. Gene Ontology annotation, biological process: carbohydrate derivative metabolic process.
CGGCAGAAUCUCAACGGCGAUAAUAGUCAUCCCACCGAUCCAUACCCACCACCGUUGGAUCUCCUCUUGACGGAGCUCACCGGAGUCUCCCGCCGCAGCGCUCGCGUCUUCCUCCAUGGCGUCGGGCGAGAAGGCCUCAUGCUGAAAGUGAAAGCCUUCGCGAUGCGUCUCUUCCACCUCGGCCUCUCCUCUCACUUAGUCUCCGACGUGACCACGCCUCCGAUCUCAUCUCCCGAUCUCCUCAUCGCCUCCGCCGGUCCCGGAGGAUUCUCCACCGUCGAUGUGAUUUGCUCCAUCGCGAAAUCGUGCGGUGCUAAGGUUGUGCUCAUCACCGCGCAGUUGGAGAGAGGUUCUUGUGUGAAGCACACGAUGGAUGUGUGUUAUGUCCCGGCGCAGACGAUGGCAAGUGAUGGCGGAGGUGCGGCGGAGAAGGGAUGAAUAGGGUUUCUGGUAAUGGGCUGGAUUAUCAAAUUCUCAAUCCAAAAAGCCCACAAAUUCUUUUUUUUUUAAAUGAAACGCAGAGUUGCGAUGUAAGGACAGAUGUCGCAAGCUCCUCGCUCUAUUUGUUGCGCUGGCAGUCUAAGAAGAGAGUUGCCUUCUUCUUUAUGUUAUAAGAUUUGGAUUGCGAAAUUCUAAUAUUUACAUUGAUCUUUAUUACGGUACAAUUUUUUGAUUUAAUGCAUUAAUCAUAAGAAAUUAAGUUGGAACCAUCCACCGGACUACAAAUUUUAGAUGUCCCUAUAAGCAAAUGUUUGAUAACAUAUAUUUUAAGUUUUUUGACUAAAAAUUUUAGAUCUCCUAUAAGCAAACGUUUGAUAACACACAUAUAUAUAUAUAUAUAUAUAUUUGAUAAUUGUAGUGUGAUUCCAAAGGUUUUCUAGGCCUAAGAACUAAUUACUACGAGAUCCACAAGAUCUGCGUUUUCUUACCACUUAAGGCGCUCCGGGUGGCUAAAAAGAAUCGAACCCAUGACGAUAUUCACAGCUGUGAGCCAUUUACUACUAAGCGAAGACCACUUGGUUAAAUAUUUUUUACAUUAAAGUUUUAUAAACUAAUUCAUAUUCAUUAGUGAUAGACAAAUUUAUGAAUUUAAUUUUAUAGAAGUAUAAGUCAAUGUAAACAUUUGACUGUAGUCGGUAAUAAUUUUAUUAAAUCAUUUUACUAUUACAGAAUUUUACAUUUUUAAUAUCAUCUAACAAUCAAUUAUUCAAUAUAUUUAUUAAUAAAGUUCUAUAAAAUAUUAAAAUUAAAAAUAUUAUUAUUAUUAUCAAAAAUUAUAAAUAUUAUUUACAUAUAAGCUAUAUAUAUGUCAUUUCAAAUUAUAAAUCUUGUUUAUAAAUAUUAUUAUUAUCAAAAUUUAUGACUUGCUUACAAAUAUAUCUAAAUGUGAAACUAUAUAUGUCAUGUCAAAUUAUAUGCUAUAAGCUAUCGAAUAGGUGGCUUAUCCUACCUUGACCAUACUUUUUAGUAUUGCAUUUAAAAGUAAUUAGAUGCGGCAAAUUAAAUAAAACUUAACCAAUCGAGUCAACCAAAUUAAGAGAAAGUUUAUUAAACAUUACUACACACAUUACAUAUAUCUUCGAAAUAUUUGUAAACUAAAUUUAUCAGGCCCUGAUCGAGAAGAACAAUCAAAUCCAUUUUUUUUUUUUUUGUCAUCAACAAUCAAAUCCAUUUAAAACUUAAAUUAUAUUAUAUGAAUAAUAUUUAUCCAGAAUAAUAUAUGAAUGAUAUUUGUAUAUUUUUACUGACAUAAGAUCAGUCAAAUAUUGCUGUUAAUUUUACCCCCUCCCCCCCCUCCCCCCCCACCCAAAAAAAACUAAUUCAAAUUUACACAAAAAAUCAAUACAAUAGAAUCGAAAAAGGAAGCAACCCCUGAUCUUUUGACACUUUUGUGGAAGCACCGUAGCCUAUUGGUUAAGGUUUAAAGGCUUCUACAUCCAGGUCUGGGGUUCGAAUCCCAGACUAUGCAAUUUAUUGCAGAUUACAGGAAAUCCAGGUUUCAAGUCCCGGAGAGAGCGGUUUAUUAACCAAUUAUGCAGACUACAAAGGAAAGGCUUGCAAGAAAUCUUCAACAUGGUGCAAGUAAAUCUGGUCAGGCGUGGAUCUUCAUAGGACGGCUCAGGUGCUGCAGUUAGGCGUAGGUCUUCAUAAGGCAGGUAGUAUUGUCGGUUGUCGAAUCGUCUAUGUAAUAUUUCUUAUAUCAUAAUUGUAAAAUCAUAAUAAAUUAGCGUUAAAAAAAAA